GAGCAAAACCAGCCUAUCCUUAUACUCCCUCCUCCUCUCUCUCCUCAACUUUACUUCUCUUUUCCUUGCUUUUUCCCUCUCCAGAAUUCUGAAUCUUUGCCAGCCAAAGCUUCUCUCUCUCUCUCUCUCUCUCCGUUUUCUCUCCCAACGCCACCCCAAUAAUUCGACAGCCCACCACUCCCGAACACCCCCCCGCUUUCCAAGUUCCUCUGGUCGAUCUUUAAGACUGCUGGGGCGGAAGAAUCUUUGAUUGUCUCUUUCUUUGAGGAAAUCAAGGCGUGACGGACAGCCCGGACUUGCCCAAAAAGAAAAGAUUUGAUCGAACGAACGACCCGUACUCCCUCCCAUGGAACUUUGAGAAACGUUUCCCCACCCUCCUCCCCCUGUUCCUCCUCCUCCAAUCUCAAUCUCUCUCUUGCCCCCGUCCCCUUUCAAAAUUCUUGAAAGUGGGUCAAGUCCAUCUGCGCCCAUGAUGUGCUCUCUCCCGAGCUUUUGCGAAAGCGGACCGGUCGCAGUCAAGAUUUGCUCCGAGUUCUGACGUUUGUUUCCUUGUGUUUUUUGCGUGUUCUGGGUCCUCUCGAAACGGACGUAGCUGCUGCUUCCUCCCCUGCUUCCUCCACGCUCAUGGAGGGAAAGAAUGGAGGGCAGUGCAAGAUCAGGAAGAGGGGCUGCUCGUCCUCCUCCUCCUCGUCCCUGGUGAGGAGGUACCGGCUGAAGAGGGCGAUCUUGGUGGGGAAGCGAGCAGGGUCGAGCACCCCUGUUCCCACGUGGAGGACGGGCGCGAAGUCGCCGCCGCUGAUGGUGCCCAGCGCUUGCUUGGCGGCGGCGGCUCAGAACGGCGGGGGUAGAGCGAAGAAGGAAGUGCCCGUCUCCGCCAGGAAGUUGGCUGCUACUCUCUGGGAAAUCAAUGGAGUGACGUCGCCCGGAGAGGGGAGCGACUUGGAUGCGACGAUGGAUCAGAAGCUGUCGAGGAGAAGAGAGAAGGACGCGAGGUUGUCGCAUUCGGGCUCUUUGGUCCCUCGGUUGCCUGAUCCGAACCACAGCCCUGCGCUUGAGAGGAAGGGUCAAGCUGGAGGCGGCAAUCACCAGAGAAGAUCCUCAGCAGUUUCUCAGAAACUUCUGAUCACAGAUUUCGUCGAAGGAGGCCAGGACUCUUAUAGCAAUGCCAGCGUGAUAGAGAUCGAAGCUCCUAAACGCAAGAACCGGGCCGAAGAUAGAAGGACUCGUCUAAAGGACGUCGUUAGUAGUUUAACCACGUCGAAGGAACUUCUGAAAGUUCUUUUUCGGGUGGGUGGUCUCGAGAAGCAACACAAACCGACUAUAGCCCUCGUCUCGGCCUUAGGAGUCGAGCUCGAUCGUUCCAUCAUCCAGGUUGAGCAGUUGAUCCAUGAAGAGAGGUCUCAUUCUCACCAGAUUGAUUUCCUCAUGAAGAAUUUCGCAGAAGAAAAGGCGUCUUGGAGAAGAAAGGAGCGGGAACGAAUCCGCACUACCAUUUCACAUAUGGCUGAGGAAGUCGACGUGGAAAAGAAAUUGAGAAGACAAACGGAGAGAAUAAACAAGAAGCUUGGCCAAGAACUGGCUGGCAUGAAGUCAUCUCUUUCCAAGGCGAUGAAACAGAUCGAGAGUGAGAAGAGGGCUAAGGAAGUAUUGGAGCAGGUCUGCGACGAGUUAGCGAGAGGGAUUGGAGAGGACCGGGCGCAAGUGGAAGAAUUGAAGAGAGAAUCCGCCAAAGUUCUUGAAGAGGUGGAGAAGGAGAGGGAAAUGCUUCAGCUAGCGGAUGUCUUGCGGGAGGAGAGAGUGCAGAUGAAACUUUCAGAGGCCAAGUACCAUUUUGAAGAGAAGAAUGCCGCCGUCGAAAAGCUGAGGGCUCAGCUCGAGACCUACAUGAAAUCCAAAAUGAGUAAAGAUGAGAAUUCUCCGAAAUCACAGAAAGCCAAGGAGCUCGAGGCGUUCUUGAGCGACAAUAUCAAUCUUGAAUGCGCUGAAAACGAAUUAUUCCGAGAGAAUAAAGAAGAAGCUGAUGGAGAGGAGUGCGAAGGAAAUGAAUCCGCAGACAGCGAUCUUCAUUCGAUCGAAUUGAACAUGGACAACAACACCAGGAGCUACAAGUGGAGCUACGCGCACGACGAUACUAAUCAAGAGAACUCGAAAUGGGUCUCGGUAGAUAAUGAGUUCAACUUCAAUGGGAGGAGAUCUUCAUCUGACAAAAUUCAAUGGGAGAGCAUCUCCUUAAGAAGAGGAAACUCUAAAGGGGCGAAUCUUCACGACGGUGCCAGAACUCUUGACAACCUGAAUGGGUUCGACGCAGGGAGACUAAUAGAGUUCUUCUCACCGGCUAAAAUGGACAGCAACAAAGAAGAAGAAACCAGAAGAAACAGAGCGCUCGCAGGCCUGAAGGACCCUCAGCUGUCGAAUUUCGCCAGUCCGAUCAGGCCAUGGAGCCAGUCCUUGCCUCUGCAAGAUCACGGCAUGGAGAGUUGGACUGUGGGAGAGACUAAUGAAUGCGAAAUCGAAGCGAGUCAGGAUUAAAGAGUUUUUUUCCUUCUUCUUUUGCGCUCAUCUCCAUGUCAGGCAGGGAAUACUAGAAAUUGCUAGCGAACGAUGUCCUCGCGUUAGUCCUAUUCGAGAAUUUUGAUACUAUAAUUGUAUAUGUGUUGCUGGUCUAGUGCUGAUGUUAAAAACCAUCCCAAUUCGCAAUUUUAGUUCUUGCUGCUAAA
Eucalyptus grandis is the source of this 2717-nucleotide messenger RNA. RefSeq lists its product as uncharacterized. Lineage: Eukaryota; Viridiplantae; Streptophyta; Magnoliopsida; Myrtales; Myrtaceae. The record is from RefSeq and is a predicted model, not a curated record. Bases 625 to 2529 code for a protein of 634 amino acids. The transcript has 3 exons.